Messenger RNA from Oncorhynchus kisutch (coho salmon), 6128 nucleotides. RefSeq names its product zinc finger protein 652-like. The record is from RefSeq and is a predicted model, not a curated record. Gene Ontology annotation, biological process: regulation of transcription by RNA polymerase II. Gene Ontology annotation, molecular function: RNA polymerase II cis-regulatory region sequence-specific DNA binding; DNA-binding transcription activator activity, RNA polymerase II-specific. The transcript has 6 exons. Gene Ontology annotation, cellular component: nucleus. The coding region runs from base 866 to 2881 and encodes 671 amino acids. NCBI's taxonomy places the organism in Eukaryota, Metazoa, Chordata, Actinopteri, Salmoniformes, Salmonidae.
CUGUCUGGUUUGGAGGGGAGACGAAAAAAUUGUGGCGCGCCUACCCAACCCAGACAGCGGCCUGCCUGUCAGUGCCUGGGAUGAGUGAGGUCGGUAACGUAAGUGCGCGCGAGACCUUGUCUGGGCCACGUAGCGAUGGAUCUACAGUAGCACUGCUAACAUAUCAGUGUCAUACAUUCUAAAAAUGCAUUAGUACAAACAUAUUUGCAAUUGAGCAUGCAAUAGGAUUAUCAAACAGUGGUGAACUGCAACAGUAGCUGGCUCUUUUUGUGCGUCUGCAGCACUCCAGAAUCCCUUGCAACUGAUUGCACGAAAUGAGAAAGAGGGCGCUCUCACCGAAGGUAAGGCGGCAGAUUGCAGAUGGCUCCUGAAACGAGGCACAGAAGUUCUGACUGCGGCUCAAAGUCCGGCGUGAAGCUCCCCCUCAAGACGGAAGCUUAAAGGCUGAAGCUCCGACGGACAAUAUAACAUUGACAGCCUCGAGCGAGAGACUAACCUGAGAGGCUUCAUCAGCGGAGAGACCGAAACCUCAGAGGUUGAAGAGCAGACACCCCAGCUUCCAGAGAAGCUUUGAGAGUCGAGCUCAACAGAAGCCUAUGGAACAAAGCUGUAGCAGAAUGUCACUCGCGGUCUGUCCUCAGUCUUAAGCAUGGAUGCCCUGUUUGAAUCUGGGUGACGCUUUCUUCCCUUCCUCCUUCCUGUCUCCUCAGUGGCGGGAGGGGUGGGGUGGGGGAUUGCUUCCGUUCCCCCUGCCCCUCCUUACAACAUAGCGAGGGUACUCUCACAGUUUAAGAAUACCAACACUGAUAACAAACCUCUGGCUGUGCUUCAACUAGCACUACUACAGUCUCCCCCUCCCUCACACAUGAAAUCCUGCCAGAGCCUGAAGGGAGAGGUGUCCAGCCCAGGUGGGAUGUCACAGGAGGGGCGCAGAACACAGCAGGUGGCCCAGUCCUACUACCACUCCCCUGCCUCAGACCUGGACCUAGCGGGCAAGCUAUACAAGCGGGAGGGCGGGGGCAAGCCUUACUCUGUGCUAGUGGACAACAAGAUGGCAGCCAAGACCCCCAUGGGUGACCAGACCCCCAGUCAGUUGUCCCCGCAGCUGACUGGGGGUCUGCUGUCCUCCCAGCAGCAGUACUACAGAGAGGGGACAGUAGGGCAGGAAGGGGGUGCGCAGGGAUCCCAGGCAGGCAAUGGGGGCACCUCCGAGGACUCUGAGGAAGAAGAGGAGGAGGAGGAGGAGUCCUUCAAGCGGGAGCAGAUCAUCGUGGAGGUCAACUUGAACAAUCAGACACUUAACGUAUCAAAGGGGGACAAGUCCGCCCCCCAAACUGAUGCCUCAGAGAGACACUGCAGCGAAGAAGAAGAAGAAGAGGAGGAGGAGGAGGAGGAAGAAGAAGAAGAAGAAGAGGAGGAAGAUCUGGAGGAGGAGGAGGAAGAAGAGGAGGAAGAAAUAGAGAGCCGCAGAACGAGAGCCAAGCGGGUCCGGCGUGGGGUGGCCCCCGCUACCAGUCAGCCCCGGAGGAAGACCCAGUGCACCGCUCUGGGCACCACCGGCAUGACCACCAGGGGCCGACGGAAGAAGACCACCCAGCCUCCCAAGAGGAUGCGCCGGACUGCCAGGGAGGGCAAGGGGACCCCCUCCUCAGCUGGCUCUGCCACGGGGGAUAAAGAGGAUGGGGAGGAGCGGGAGACGCUGGCGUGUGAAAAGUGCCCCCGUGUCUUCAACACCCGCUGGUACCUGGAGAAGCACAUGAACGUCACACACAGACGCAUGCAAAUCUGUGACAAGUGUGGCAAGAAGUUUGUCCUGGAGAGCGAGCUGGCCUUACACCAGCAGACUGACUGUGAAAAGAACAUCCAGUGCGUCUCCUGCAACAAGUCUUUCAAGAAGCUGUGGUCGCUGCACGAGCACAUCAAGAUCGUGCACGGCUACGCUGAGAAGAAGUUUGCCUGUGAGAUCUGUGACAAGAAGUUCUACACGAUGGCUCAUGUCCGCAAGCACAUGGUUGCUCACACUAAGGACAUGCCGUUCACCUGUGAGACCUGUGGCAAGUCGUUCAAGCGCAGCAUGUCCCUGAAGGUUCACUCGCUGCAGCACUCUGGGGAGAAGCCCUUCCGCUGUGAGAACUGUGCCGAGAGGUUCCAGUAUAAGUACCAGCUACGCUCCCACAUGAGCAUCCACAUCGGACACAAGCAGUUCAUGUGUCAGUGGUGUGGCAAGGACUUCAACAUGAAGCAGUACUUUGACGAGCACAUGAAAACACACACCGGAGAGAAGCCGUUCAUCUGUGAGAUCUGUGGGAAGAGCUUCACCAGCCGGCCCAACAUGAAGCGCCACCGCCGCACCCACACAGGAGAGAAGCCCUACCCCUGCGAGUUGUGCAGCCAGCGCUUCCGCUUCUCCAACAUGCUCAAGGCCCACAAGGAGAAGUGCUUCCGGGUCACCAGCCCUGUGACUCUGCAGGCCAGCAGCCUCCCCCUGCCUCUCCACCUCUCUGCCCCCUCCUCCUCUGGCCCCGGCCCGGGCCUCGCUCCCUCAGCUGCCACCACCUCUGCUCCUCUGGGCCUCAGCCCAGCAGGAGGGGCUCUUCCCCCACGCGCCCCCGUGGGACACGCCACCUUCUCCCACCUGCACAUGACCUCCUCUCACCAUCUCCCUCACCACCACACGUCGCAACAGCAGCAGCAGCACCACCCUGGCACGCCCCUGCAAGCACCCCCCCUCCCCCACCACCACCUGCCUGUGCCCCCUGUCUCUCCUCCCCCCGCCCUCUUCAAGAGCGAGCCCCUCACCCACUGUGGGCAGGAGGACAGCAGCUACCUGCGUUACAUGGCACCGCAGGACAAGGGGCCUGGGGCCCCCCAGCAUCACUGAACCCUAUGUGGGCCCUGGGCUCUAGGCCUGCCUGCCACACCUCGAUUACCCCCACCCCAACUCUCCCUGGCCCCUGGUGUAGAACGGCCCCUCGAAUACUGAUAUGAACAUGACACUCACAGCUCAGUACACACCAGUGUGUGUGGGAGAGCGUGAGGGAUACAGACAGGUACACUUUCAGUCUACACUUUAGAUAAGUGAGUGACCCACUUAGCUAAAGACCCAAGUCAACUGACACAGAUUUUUACAACCUCUUUGCUCAUAUCUUUUCUUGUGAAAAUAUUCUUCGAAAAUCCUGUGUUCUUAGACAACCUGCCUCCCAUGGUAGAAGGCUAUGUGUGUGUACCGGUAUGUGAGUUAUCCCUUGUUUGUGUCCAUUUUAUCCUCUCCACUGACAGCUGCUAAUGUCAUUAUUCUACUAGUGGUUCCUUAUCCAGGUAGCGGGUCAGAACAGAUCCAUUUCAUCAUCUUAGUCCUUCGCGUCGACUGACUUUAACAACGGUUGCACAAUUCGGGGGAGUUGUAAGUCCUGGUCCUAAGGCUGACCCGUAGGAUCAUGGGGUCACCAAGGUCUUGUUGAAUGUUUACCAUCCUGGUGCCAACUGGGUCUCCCACUGUCUCUCCCUAAGGAGUUCCACACUGGCUCUACCAGCAGUAGGCCAGGAAUCACUGCCAUAGGUCACAGUGGGGAGGUUAGAAAACGCCUGUUAGUGCUACUACUAGUCUGUUGCAACAGAGAUUCUGGUUAAUUGGUGCUUUCAUUGCAGUACUAGACAUAUUUCUUAUACACAGGCUAGAUCUCGUAACAUCUGGAGUGUAAUGUAACAGUGUGUGGGAUUGGUUGUGUUGUUGUUAUGCAGUUCUGGGAUUUGUCUUCUUGACUGACAUAUACAGUCUUAGAGCUGACAAGGUCAGAUGUUCCCAACAGAACAAACGUGAUGAACCUGAACGUGCUGUCAUGUGUAUACACACACACACACUUCAAAAAGCAGUACGUCAUCACUGGUCUCACUUCACACAAAAUGCUUGUCAAGAGAUUAUUUUAUUUUUUUGUCUUCUGUAAUCAAAACAGUUCAAAUACCGCCACUGUGACGGGUUAUCACAUACGACCCAACCUGGACCUCGCAUGUCUCUUCUGUCUCUCUCUUUCUCUGUCUCUCGCUACUCUGUCUCUUCCCCCACUGCUGCUGCUGAGAUAAUACGGGUCACCCUGUAAAAGGUCAUUAAAACACAAGGUUCUGACCUUUUCAGCACAACUCUUAACUGAAAAAUCUGUCCUUUUUUUUCUCCCCAACCAGCCUAUCUUCCACAGCUUGGUGUGGAGCAGGAUACGUUUUGUUGUUGUAAUGUAACGGUUUGGUCUCCUUAGUGUUACAUAUACUGUAUAAGGUUACGCAACCAUUGAGGCCCAUCUCACACGUUGGCAAAUAAUGAUGAAUCAAAACAUGCUGAAUGUUGCCUAGAUGUAGUGAUACGGGCUAACGGUUGAGCAAUCAAAUGGGUUCUUUUCUAGUGAUAUUUUCUGGAAAUAUGCUACAUUCAGUUUCAGACUGAAGAAUUGUUCUCAUCUCGCUCGGAUCAUCCUGUUGAGUGAUCGGUUGGAGGAUUAUGUCUAAACAUGCGUUUCAAUUUCUGGUGUUCGAUACAUUUACUCAAGUUGUACAUUUACUCAAAGAAAACACGUUUGCAUAUGUAACCUUUUAAUUGUGUGAAUGUCCCCACUGUCCCAUUGUAUGAUGUUCUGACAGUCCGGUUGUUGUUCGUAUUGAUGAAUGACCGAGAGAGAUUCUGUCUUGUCAGAUUGUUGGUAGUGGGUUGUAGGAUGUUGUCCACCCCCCCCCCCCCCCCCCCCCCUCUUCUCAGAUAAGACUGAGUGUUGAGGAGCAACGUUAAGGCGUGUGUUUGUCUCAGUAAUGGCAAACUGGAACCUCUCUGGUGCUGUUGUAACAAAAGCUACCUUUACACAGUCUGGCCCAGGCCAUAUCCUUUCUGUCGUUCAACUCUCUGGGUCUCUCCCUCUGCACUCCCUGCUAAAGCCGUGCCAUCUGUUUGAAGGGGGUUCUGAGGUUGAUUUUCUACACACACACACACACACAAGAAUAUGUCUGACAUGUUUCUGUGGAUUAACACAUAAUGGGUAUAGCAUAGUGGUGGUUCAGGCUGAGUAGUGGAUCAGGUUACUGUUUGUAUAUUGGGAGAAACUGAAGAGGAACAGUAGCAUCCAUUAGCAAGUCCCUGUACCACCUUGAGUUGUGGGUAUUUGGCCCAUUGGAUUUGGUUUAACAGAUGCCCACCCUCUAGAGAGCUACAACCAUUCUGCCAUUACUGUGGGUCUGUUAGUUGGGCCUCAGUAUCAGCUUAACCAUGAGUUACUUGCUGUUUUUCAUGGCGUUUCAGUAUGAGCCUUUUUUUCUUCUUUUUUUAACGUUCGUUUUUAAAAAGCUUUUCUAUUUGUGUGUAUCCUCUGCACUUUACUGCUGCGUGAGUCGCAGUGAAGGGAGGGACUGACAAUGCAUUGUGUGAGUGAAGUGAUGUGUUGGUUCAUGGAGGAGGGAGGCGGUUGGUUUGGUGAGUGGCUGUUUGAGUAAGGAAAAGGAGGAGAAUCAAUCUGGAGGUGGAUAGCGUGGAAGGGACCAAUGGCAUAAGGAAAUGUUUUGUUUAGUUCAUAUAUUUGUUUUGUUUUUAUUCCUGUAAGUCAAUAGACUGGCUCUAAUAUGGACUCCCAAAGAGUGAUCGAGUAGUGUUGUUCCUCCUGCUUUGGCGAUUUUUACACUAGCCCCUCCCUGCUUCAUCUGAUCUGAAAUACAUUGAGGUGUUUGUCUGCCUCAUAUCCAGAGGUUCCUCUUUGUUGUGUAACAUUUUCUCUUCCGAUUUACUGUAUGAUUCUCCUCCUUUCAUAUUUGUUAUAUAGAAUGCACUUUUGACUAAAAUCCUGGCUAGUUAAGAAAAAUAACAAUGUAUAUUCUUUAAAGAUGUAAAAAAAAAAAUCUAUAUACUUUUUCCCCUCAAGUAUUUUUAACCACUUAAUGUAGCAUUGCAUAUUUUAUUAUUGUGAGUAUCUGGUACAAAAUUGUGCAGCUUUAUACUGUCCUGGGUUGUUUUUUUGGUGGGGGUGGGGGGGUUGUUUUGUAUGUUUGUUUUUGGAGAUUGAGGAGAAGUUGUAAUGUUGGGCCUUUUUUUAAUAAUGUACAUUUAACAGACUCUGCUAACUUUCAGAAGUAAAAAACGAGUAGCCAUAAUUAUCACA